AUGGCACUCCAUGAAAGGUCCCAUGGGGGUGCUCUGAUGGAAUUCAUCAGAGCUCCCAGGGCAAAUUACACGAUAAUUGGAGAGGCGAUUCGCUAUGUCAUCCCGGCACAUAUGCAAUGUUCUAUUGGCUGUGGAGGUCAAAGCUGCAAGUAUGACAACCCAAAUUACUGGCGUGAUGACCAACAGGCAAUUAAAGGCCUCUACUCAUCAUGGGUGACUGAUCACCUCCUUGCAAUGUCCAGACCCUCAACUGAAAUCAUUGAAAAGUAUAACAUUAUUGAGCAAUUCAAAAGGAAUGGCAUUAAAACCGUGAUCAAUCUACAGAUACCUGGUGAACAUGCCAACUGUGGAAACCCUCUGGAGCCACAGAGUGGUUUCUCCUACAAUCCAGAGGUCUUUAUGGAAAAUAACAUUUAUUUCUACAAUUUUGGAUGGAGUGACUAUGGAGUGGCCAACCUUACGACUGUUCUGGACAUUGUGAAGGUUAUGGCCUUUGCUCUGCAGGAGGGGAAGAUAGCUGUACACUGUCAUGCAGGUCUUGGAAGAACAGGUGUGUUACUGGCAUGUUUUUUGGCCUAUGCCACUAGGAUGACUGCCAAUCAAGCAAUUUUAUACAUUAGGGCCAAACGCCCUGGUUCUGUUCAGACGCGCAGUCAGCUGACCUGUGUCCGUGAGUUUGUCCAGUUUCUUGGGCCUUUAAGGAGUGUGUUUUGUUGUAGUGAGCCUCGAUCCCAACCUGUCACCUUGGCCCAAUACCUCAAUCGCCAGAGGCACAUCUUGCAUGGCCUUGAGCGUAAAGAAUUGAGGCACCUGCCUAAGAUUGUCCAACUUGUUUCCCGGCUCCUGUUGGAUAUCGUAGAGAAUCGACAAGUGAUCGAGGAGGACAUUUUGGAGGCGCCAGACAUCCAAGAUAUUGAGAUGACUCUGAGCAUCAUUGAAAAGCUUGGACCUCAGUUUUCUACAAAGGAGCCUCGCUUACCAGGCUCCCCCACAUUACCGAGACAUUUUCAUGAACCGCCGCUCUUCUACCACCGCAAGAGUCUUAGUUAUAGUGAGUCUGAUUUAAGACGUCUGGGCUCACAGCUCAACCUCCUCACACAACCCUUGGGCUCUCUCUCACAGGAUAAUAUCGCCAGGCCCAUUUCUCCAUCUGUCUGUAGGGGACCUCCAACCCAAUGGAAGAGUUGGAAUAGUAACACAUCUGACCUCUCCCAAAGCUCCACAGGAUCACUCUGGCAAGUCAAGAAUGAUGAAAAGGAUGGGUCCAUUUUGUUAAAGAAAGUUAAGCAGAUGCCCAUACAACGCAGCGGUUCUGUUGGAAACAAUGGGCCACUCAAAAAAGGUAGCAUGCUCUCCAGAUUGAAAGCAGAGCAAAGGGAGGAGUUGGCAGAAAACGAAAAGAAAUCUCACUGUAGGGAUGAAGAGCAGUCGGAGGUUCCAUAUAUUACCCUGCAGUCUGAAUUGUCACUGGAGGCCAGGAGGCUGCUGGUGGCACAGGCCCUAGCAGUGGACCUUUUCCUGGAUGGGGAGCAGGAACACAGGAACAAAGUGUUAACAUGGCAGGCUGAAUUAAAUCAAGGCGGUGCAUGGGAAAGGCUAUGCAUGGAGCGGGAUCCCUUCAUCCUUACAGGUCUGAUGUGGGCAUGGUUAGAGCAGCUUAAAGAGCCAGUCAUCUGCCUUCAAGAUGUCAUAUCCCUAAAGCCUGACAACAUUGAUGCUCAGACUGUCCUCAACACAUUUGGUCAGGCACCCAAGGAAACACUGCUAUGCAUACUAGACUGUAUGGCUCAUCUACUGACAGUACCAGAGGAGGUUGAAAAUGCAUUCCUGAAUCGUGCAAUCAAGGCUUUUACUUGGACGGAAAGCAAUUCCAACAAUGGAAGCCAAGUUUAUGAGUCCAUGACUAGAGUCCUACGGUGUGUCCUCGAGGACAUGAGAUGUGUUGCCACCAAAGAAGAAGAAUCUACAAUGUCUUCUUUUUCUUUUGUGUAG
This is a messenger RNA of Nerophis lumbriciformis (worm pipefish), 1992 nucleotides long. Lineage: Eukaryota; Metazoa; Chordata; Actinopteri; Syngnathiformes; Syngnathidae. The record is from RefSeq and is a predicted model, not a curated record.